GCUUUUCUCUUUGUUGUUUAUACAAAAUCUAUCGUCAAUUCAAUGAUACCUCGAAUACAUUAGAAUGUUCUAGAAAGUGCCUACGGCACAACUUGAAUGCAUGACGUGUAAAGCCAGAUUUUAUUUAAAACAAAUUCCCAUCAGUGUGGUGAAGCCGGCUUGACAAGCUGUCUGCGUGAUGCGGAGGUGAGAUGGCUGAUUCUUCCUUUCUCACCAGGAAGGCCUUUAGCAAAAGCUUCGUAUCAUCCCUCAGGCAAAUUGGUCAGCGGUAUUCAGGAAAAGCUUGAGGGAUAGCUCACGGGUGAAAUGACCACUGCUAGCUCUUUGCCUUCAUUCGUGCUAUAUCUUGGAAUAGAUUAGAAGGCUUUGCCAAUCAGCCAUGUGGCUUAUAGCCUUCGGCUAACAUUUGCUUAUCCCACAAUUCUCUGAGGGCAUUACGUUUGAUCACUGAUGAGUAAUGCCGCAAGCGAUGAAUUUGAAAGAGUCUUUCCGUAGUCUUCCCGCAGCGAAAACACGACACACUCAGCCUUAUAACAUUUCAUUGACUCAAAGCUGGUAGAAUUCAAUGAUAGCGACGUUUGUCGCUUUCAUCAAGUUCUAUAUACACAACAAUGCCUGACAAUGAAGAUACCACAGGGAGCCCGGUUAUUAAAUCCGCCAAGCUCACAAUCAAACAAGAACGAGUCGACGACGAGGAGGAAAUAUCUAACUGUCACUAUAGCAACCGACGUGACAGCCGUGACGACGACUUGAAUAGCAACACUUCGGGUAACCAUGACGACGAGGCCUAUUUUCGUGAGACUUUAGCGGACGGCGAUAUCACAGUUGUACGAAUUCCCGUCAACGGUCACGAUGAGCACUUCUCGUAUCCUCGUCGUGUCCCCGUAAUGUACCCGAUGCAUUAUCGAGGGGCAAGUCACAGCAGGGGGUCUGCAAGCCCGACGGGUUAUCGAUUGGAAGACAACGAGCUCGCUCCGGAUGCUAGACGAAAGAUUUACGAAGGUGGCUGUUGGAGUGAGUCUCGUCAGGCAAGAAAAGCUUACUCGCCACUACCACCAAGUGCCCUGCACGACAAAACAUCCACUAGGGAGGGAGACAAGAGGCGUAAUUUGUUCCCGACAUACGCACCGGAAGUUGAUAAAGCGAAGCAUCCAAAUGGCUUCCGGAAGGACGCGAGACGUGAGCGGCCCCACGUGCGCGGGGAGGACGGAGAGGAGGAGUCUCUAUGGAAACAGGUUCAGCGGUAUCGUCACCGAAAGCGGCCAGUACUUGGCAAGCUCCACAUUCCGUCACAAGAGGAAACCAUUUUCAUGCAAUACAACGAGAUCCGGGAACGUCGUCUUCGAGAGGGACGCUAUUUGCCGCGGGAACCCUGCGGACGUUCGGAGACAAUUGAGAAGGAGGAGCCCGCACCAGUCUCUCCUCCAUCGCAUCCCUCUAGUGAUGACGACAGCAACCGGAAGCAGGUCUCGGAAGCAGACGUUACGUCAUCGAAUGCGCCUAGUGAGACAAGGAGAGGAGAAAAUGACUUAGAGGAAGCGCCGACCAUGUGCAAUGGGGAUAUGCUGCUUACCACAAUAACUGCAAAUACGGACUUACGCAUGGGAGAGUCUCCCGGGGACUUGCGCACCAAACCAGCUGUUACUUCAUCAAACCCGGCAGUAAUCAGUGAGUCUGAUGUCGUAUCCUUCAAUUCGGGUCGAAAUAGGAUGACGCCCUCUGCACCUUUGCCACGCCCAUAUACCCCUUUAUACCCUGAGGUGCCUUGUGACUCACGCCGACCCCCAAGGUCAGAUACAUACAAUGCCCUGUGCGGUAGAGACGCUCCCUACACUCCUGGGGGACAAUGUAGGCAUAACAACUGUAGCGAGUAUGACGUCAGCUACGGUUCGGAUGAAUGUUGCCAUGACCACCCGGAACGAAGACGCGUAGGAUGUAGUCACCAUUGUUGCUACCCAACUGAGCAGAAGGCAAUGCGCAAGCGCAGAAUGAGCGACCCGGAUGAAUACUGGUCUAAGCUCGCGAAAACUCGAGCAUCGGACUCUCCCAUCGCAUGCAGAGAUUCUAGUCCUUUCCAAAACGAAACGCAUUCGCCGUCAUCUUCAGACUCCGUGGAUAUCAUUGACUCCGAACAACUUCGUGGUUCCCGAUUUUCCACCGAAGAUCCUCCGUACGAGUGCGAAAACUCUCGGGAGUCUGUCGUGUCUUCCGAUACCGUCGCGGAUAAGCGGAAAGACCGUGGCGAUGGCUCGGCUCAGAUGAACGAAGAUGACGUGGUCUGUCAAGUAAACGGGCUGUUCUCGUUGCCAGGUUACCGUGAAACGAAAUACAACAUCAGUCUGGGAGAACUGAAGCGUCGCACAGGGCAGCCCGAAACCCUUACAAGAGUAGAAAUGAUCUCCUACGUGCGACAAGCGAAAACCUCAGGUAGAAUUCUACUGGACAAGAAUAGCAUUACUACAUCGAACCGCUCGCACCCGACCAUCAUGUCGCGCGUGUGCGAGCGUGAGGCACAGGUCCUCGCGUGUGGGUUGCAUAAGAUGAACAUGGAGUAUCUGCCACUUAGAAAGAUGGCGCAGAGGGCGGUGGGCGUUUACAGGUCACGUGGCUGCGAGGGGUGCCAGGAGUGCAGGCUCAGAAUGAGGCGGAAAAUUGUGGAUGUGGAGAUCACGAGAAACAUGCUAAGAGAAAUGUCACGCGUCACGCAAGAGUCAAGCUACAGCGGGAUGCUCGACGCUUUCGACCUCGCAUCACACACGUUCGGCACUCCUAACCUGCUGAACAACAUCAAGCUUAUGGACGAGUAUUUUAGGCAUCUUCUACUCGCGCUAGACGACGAGCACUGAGCUCUCAUAUUUGACGACGCAUACGAUGUCACAUAAGAACUGAAUCCGUAUACUCUCAUCAGCCUAACUCCUAAUGUGACGUCACUUAGACUGUUGCGUCAUGACCUCUUAGAUGCCAUUAAAACUGAAUCCGUUUACACUUAUCAGUGAAUAUAUAUAUGUAACGUUCCAUAUAAUGUCAUGACCUCAUAUAUGUCAUAAAGAACUUCACCCGAGCAUCACUUAUCAGUGAAUAUAUAUAUGUAACGUUCCAUAUAAUGUCAUGACGUCAUAUAUGUCAUGAAGAACUUAACCCGAGCAUCACUUAUCAGUGAAUAUAUAUAUGUAACGUUCCAUAUAAUGUCAUGACCUCAUAUAUGUCAUAAAGAACUUCACCCGAGCAUCACUUAUCAGUUAAUAUAUAUAUGUAACGUUCCAUAUAAUGUCAUGACCUCAUAUAUGUCAUAAAGAACUUAACCCGAGCAUCACUUAUCAGUGAAUAUAUAUAUGUAACGUUCCAUAUAAUGUCAUGACCUCAUAUAUGUCAUGAACUUCACCCGAGCAUCACUUGAGUCCUGUGUAGUAGGAGCAUAUCACCCAUUGUAUUUCGUAGGUUGUCUCAAAGUAACAAGGGUGCGGUAUGAAUAAAGUGAUGUAGUUCAGUAAUAGACAGUGUAUAGUAUUUACCUUCACAUUCGGAAGGGAAAGAUAAUAAAGUUAUAUUCACUGUG
Nematostella vectensis (starlet sea anemone) is the source of this 3556-nucleotide messenger RNA. RefSeq lists its product as uncharacterized. The transcript has 3 exons. Bases 612 to 2846 code for a protein of 744 amino acids. Lineage: Eukaryota; Metazoa; Cnidaria; Anthozoa; Actiniaria; Edwardsiidae. The record is from RefSeq and is a predicted model, not a curated record.